AUGCCGGUAUUCCAGGCCAAGACGUUUCGACGCGCAACAACAGCAACGUCUACUCUCGGAGAACGAAUCGGCGCGGCUUACCGGGCUCAUCUAACUAAACGCCCAUUUCUACUCUUCGGCCUUCCUUUCAUUAUGAUAAUAGUUGCUGGGUCUUUUGCUUUAACACCCGCCGCCGCUCUGAGGUACGAGCGGCACGAUCGCAAAGUUAAACAGUUAAGUCAAGAGGAAGCGAUCAACCUAGGCCUCAAAGGGCCCGAUGGUGAUGAGGGCAUCAAGCGGAAUCCACGGCGACGAAUUAUUGGCGACGAAAGAGAGGAAUACUAUCGGCUUAUGGCCAAAGAUCUUGAUGAUUGGGAGCAAAAAAGAGUACAACGCUUCAAAGGCGAGCCUGAUGGAAAACUUUGA
Aspergillus vadensis CBS 113365 is the source of this 405-nucleotide messenger RNA. RefSeq names its product cytochrome c oxidase assembly protein COX16. Bases 1 to 405 code for a protein of 134 amino acids. The record is from RefSeq and is a predicted model, not a curated record. Gene Ontology annotation, biological process: mitochondrial respiratory chain complex IV assembly. NCBI's taxonomy places the organism in Eukaryota, Fungi, Ascomycota, Eurotiomycetes, Eurotiales, Aspergillaceae. Gene Ontology annotation, cellular component: mitochondrial inner membrane. The transcript is spliced from 2 exons.